This is a messenger RNA of Metopolophium dirhodum (rose-grain aphid), 1617 nucleotides long. Its product is annotated as lysosomal acid phosphatase-like. The transcript has 7 exons. The record is from RefSeq and is a predicted model, not a curated record. Gene Ontology annotation, biological process: dephosphorylation. Gene Ontology annotation, molecular function: phosphatase activity. The coding region runs from base 297 to 1451 and encodes 384 amino acids. Lineage: Eukaryota; Metazoa; Arthropoda; Insecta; Hemiptera; Aphididae.
GUUACACACGUGUGUGAUAUGUACACAAUGAAAGGUUCAUUCGGUCCAGUUUACUAAUUUACUAUAGACACUAUAAUAGUACAGUUAUACAAUAUAUUGUCUAUUGUGUAUACAUAAACUUCGCUUUUUUUCGAAAAUGGAUGUACUUUUUUCUUACAAAAUAAACGCGCAAAGGUCAUCUUAAUUACGUAAUUGGUGCGUGCCGGUUUAAGUAAAAAUAAUAAACAAGAGCAACUUUUACGCGAAUCAGCCCGAAAGGUCAUAUGUUCUAAUCUUUUUGUACCUACUUUAACGGGAUGGCACUAAAUUUCAAAAAGGUCACUUUUAUUGUUGGUUUGUCACUAACUGUCAUUGUCAUCUGCAGUGUUCUGUACGUGUUCACUGUAGGAUGGGAACAACAAAAUAACGACGUCGUGGGACCUGGACGAUUUUCAGAUCCUUCACUCAAAUUCGUCACCGUACUGUUCCGUCAUGGAAAUCGAGCACCAAUGUUAAAAUACAAGACAGACCCACACAAGUAUGCUUUUCCAGAAGGAAAAAUGGAAUUAACGAAAAAAGGAAAGCACAAUAUGUACAAAAAAGGACAGUUAUUUCGACGCUUAUAUAAUGGUUUCUUAAGUGACUUAUAUUUGGACAGUGAGAUUUUAAUCAAAACUACCAACACAAGUCGGACAUUCAUGUCAGCGGCAAUGGUUUUGGCAGGAAUGUAUCCACCAAAGAAUUAUCAAAAAUGGUCAAACUCAGAAACUGUGUGGCAGCCUAUUCCCAUUUACAGCAAUUCACCAGAUCUCGCAAAUUUAUUCGGUAAAAUGGAAAUAUGUCCGUCUAUUGAUUCUUUUGUCGCAAAUCUCCCACAAAUAAUAGGUUAUUCGGACAAAAAUAUAACAGCACUGAUAUCAUUUUUGUCGGAAAAUUGCGGACAACCGAUGACCGGCAAAAAUGUUUUUCUACUGUACGACCUUUUUUUGUGUCAAAUAGCUGAUGGCUUAUCAGUGCCAGAAUGGAUUAAACCUUACCACCUUGCAACAAUGGAAUCAAUUUCUUCAAAAAUUUCUAAAAGUAUUUUUGAAAAUACAAGUUUAUUGAAAUUACUUGCAGGACCUCUGCUAAAUGAAAUUGGUUUGAACAUGGAAUCAAGUUCAAAUAAUUAUAAUACAACGAGAAAAAUGUAUCUUUAUUCGGGGCACGAUAUUAGCAUAGGAAUGGCAAUGAGCUUUCUUGGCCAUACUAUUGAAUGGCCGGGUUUCGGUGCUUCGUUACAUUUCCAUAUGUAUUACGACGUAACAAAAGGAUACACAGUUAAGGUAUUCUAUUUUGAUCGAUGGGACAAUGAAAAGGGUGAAGAAAUCUUAAUACCUAUUUGUGGUAAUCCUUGCAAAUUUGAAGACUUCAAAAAACUUUUGACUAAUAAUUUCUCUGGAAGUUGGGAAGAUGAGUGUCAAAAAAUAUAAAACUACCUUUAAAAUAUUUUCUUAUUUUAGUUUAUUCUUUUGUCUACCCAGUGCCCAAUGAAUUUCAUUAAAUUAGUAGUUAUAAAACAUUGUAAAAAUAAUUAUGUUAUUAUAAACACUGUUUUAAAAGUAAAUAUUUAAACAAUAUAUACUUACUUAGAAAUAC